UACAUAAAAAGGACACAGGUCUGACCAGGUUUAAUCAUUCAGGAGUAAAAUAACAUUCAUCAAUUGCAAAAUAUCUUCAUCAUCAAAAGUAGUUACAACAAUGAAGGGAUUAUCCUUGCUAAUUUUUCUGGCUGGCUUCGUUUCUCGAGGGGAAGGCAUCUCUUGCUAUCAGUGUCUGAACUUAAGGGGCGUCACACAGGACAGGCCUUUUCCUGGGGUAGCGUACGGCCCUGGGUGCGAAGCCGGCAACCUCGACAAGGAUUUUCUCGCCCCUUGCGAAGCAGAACCCGGGAAUGCUCCGCUAGACUCGUGUUACGAUAUGGAAAUGGUGAUGAAUAACGUCACAAUUAUUGUCCGAGAAUGCGGAAACCUUGAAGAGUUGGGCGGGGUCAGGUGCUUCGCUGCUGAUCAACGUGUUCGAGGAACCCUUUGGACUGUCCUUAAAAUCUUCGAAGAUUUCUUGUUCAAUAAUCCCGUCCUUCCGGAACGGCCUCCCGCCGAUAUCCCGAUGAAUCUGUGUAGCUGCAAGGGGGACGAUUGUAACGGGAAAUGUACUUGCGGCGGGACUGGAAAUGCGAGGAAAGGGGUCAUCAUAUCGGAGUUUCUGGUCCCUGCAGCAAUGAUCAUUUCGUUGGCGAGAACGCGAGAACUUGAGUCGAUUAUAAAUUUAUAAGGGACCAUCCAUAUAUUUCAUUAUCAAAAAUUCUCGAUUUUAGCACGGACCAACCAAACGUGAGUAUGCCUUAAUAAAUAAGGAUUUUUAACAUGGGAAAAAUAUGAUCACCCGCCCAAUAAAAUUAUUACGUAAUAUAUCGACGU
Folsomia candida is the source of this 819-nucleotide messenger RNA. RefSeq lists its product as uncharacterized. The record is from RefSeq and is a predicted model, not a curated record. Bases 101 to 673 code for a protein of 190 amino acids. NCBI's taxonomy places the organism in Eukaryota, Metazoa, Arthropoda, Collembola, Entomobryomorpha, Isotomidae. The transcript is spliced from 2 exons.